UCGCUUGCUUGAUUGUAAGCUUCUUCGUGCAUAUGCAAGCGCUAUAUAUCAGUAGAUGUAAUAUCCAUAAGAAUUCACAGUUGUUUGUGAGCCAGUGUUUAAGAAAGUACAGUCUUUUCUAAUUAAACCACGAUAGUUUUUGGGUCAAAUAAACACAGCGUCGACUUAUUUGUUUUGUUUUGUUUUUUUUAUUGUUUACAAAUUUUACUUAUUAUUGUUUAUUUUGCAGAAUUACCUGAAAAAUGCCUGAACAGGUAAAUUUAAAUGAUGUCGAAAAUGAUGUAGAAUUAAUUAAACAAUGGCUACAAAAACAACCACACCUUCCAAAAAGUAUGGAUGAUCAAUUAAUUCGUCGAUUUUUGUAUAGUUGUCAUCAUAGUUUGGAGAAAACAAAAAACACAAUUGAUUUAUGUUUUACUGUACGAUCACAAGCGCCAGAAAUAUUUAGUAAUCGAGAUCCAGAAAGUCCAGAAGUUGAAAAUAUAUUUAAAAUAACCGAUAUGAUUCCGUUACCAAAAACAACACCAGAAAACUACAAAGUAUUUAUAUAUCGUUUGGCCGAUACAAAUCCAGAUAAAUUUGUAUUCAACGAUGCUGUAAAAACAUUUUUAAUGGUAGCCGAUGUACGAUUAAUAUCCGAAAAAGAUUUUCCAGCUGGUGAAGUACCAAUUUUUGAUAUGGCUGGUUUAACGUUACGACAUUUAUCACGUAUUGUGUUGCCAACAUUAAAGAAAUACAUGAUCUAUACACAAGAAGGACACCCGGUACGUUUGAAGCAGAUUCAUGUGAUAAAUGCAUCAGCAUUUUUAGAUCGAUUACUUUCAUUGAUGAAACCAUUCAUGAAAAGUGAAGUUCUUGCUAUGAUACAUUCACAUCUUCCAAAUUCCAAUACUCUUGAUAAAUACGUGCCACGUGACUUAUUACCAGAAGAAUAUGGUGGAAAAGUUGGUAAAAUUGCUGAUUUAAAAUCUGAAUGGAUAAAACGUGUUCGUGCCCAUCGUGAUUACUUUUUAGAUGAACAACGUUGGCUUGUAGAUGAAUCAAAACGAUCUGCCUCAAACAAUACCAAUAAUAAAUGUUCAAAUUCAUUAAAUAUGGAAGGAUCAUUUAGGUCCUUAUCAAUUGAUUAA
Molecule: messenger RNA, 1130 nt
Organism: Chrysoperla carnea
Lineage: Eukaryota; Metazoa; Arthropoda; Insecta; Neuroptera; Chrysopidae
Product: alpha-tocopherol transfer protein-like
Exons: 5
Coding region: 243-1130 (295 amino acids)
Cellular component (GO): membrane
Molecular function (GO): phosphatidylinositol bisphosphate binding
Source: RefSeq, a predicted model, not a curated record